AUGAAGCGAUUUGGAUUGGCAGCCUUCGAUGAUCAACAAGAUGAUAAGGAGUAUGAGGGAAUCAGCUCGGCGGUAUUACAACGACAAAACAAUGAAUUAAAAGAGCAAUUGGCAGUAUUUCAAGAACGUUUGGUUGGUUUUGCCAAAAAGCACAACAGCGAGAUUCAAGCGAACCCAGAAUUCCGUUCAAAAUUCGUACGGAUGUGUUUAUCCAUUGGUAUUGAUCCCUUAAGCUUGUUCGAUAAAGAUAAACACUUGUUUAAUGUCAACGAUUUUUAUUAUGAAAUCUGCGUUAAGGUGAUAGAAAUUUGCCGGAAGACGAAAGAUAUGAAUGGUGGGGUUUUAUCAUUUGACGAACUAGAGAAAGGUUAUUUCAGACGGUUAAAUGUGGACAUGGGUGAUUUAGAAAAGUCCAUCGAUAUGCUCCAAAGUCUUGAUGGUGGGUUUGAAAUCUUUGAAAUCAGAGGUAAAAAAUUUCUGAGAAGUGUGCCAAACGAACUCACUGGUGAUCAGACCAAGAUUUUAGAGAUUUGUUCCAUUUUAGGGUAUUCUAGUAUAUCUCUUUUGCAUGCAAAUUUGAAUUGGAAGCCAUUUAGAAGUAGAGCGGUAUUGAAUGAGAUGGUUGCUAAUGGUCUUUUAUGGAUAGAUGAACAGGCGGAUGCAGAGGCCCUUUAUUGGGACCCCUCUUGGAUAAAUGUAUUACACGAAUAA
Messenger RNA from Zygosaccharomyces rouxii, 711 nucleotides. It is a transcript of the gene SNF8, whose product is annotated as ESCRT-II subunit protein SNF8. Lineage: Eukaryota; Fungi; Ascomycota; Saccharomycetes; Saccharomycetales; Saccharomycetaceae. Gene Ontology annotation, cellular component: ESCRT II complex. Gene Ontology annotation, biological process: protein transport to vacuole involved in ubiquitin-dependent protein catabolic process via the multivesicular body sorting pathway. The transcript has a single exon. Bases 1 to 711 code for a protein of 236 amino acids. The record is from RefSeq and is a predicted model, not a curated record.